Molecule: messenger RNA, 495 nt
Organism: Papaver somniferum (opium poppy)
Lineage: Eukaryota; Viridiplantae; Streptophyta; Magnoliopsida; Ranunculales; Papaveraceae
Exons: 1
Coding region: 1-495 (164 amino acids)
Source: RefSeq, a predicted model, not a curated record
AUGGAUUCUUCUGACGAAGAAGUUCGUAUUCAUACGGAUCGAUUUGAAGAACAAAAACGAAUAUUCGUUCAGGAGUUGAAACAAAUUGAUGAUGAGGCAGAUGAAGAUAAAGAUCUAACCAACAACUUGUUGCAACUAUAUUCAUCGGGGCAAAUACCUAGAGAUCCAGAGCCAAAAGAAGUGUUCACAAGAAGAUAUACGUACCGGGGUCGGGAUGAAUGGCACGAGAAGCUGAUGCACGAUUAUUUUCUUCCCGACUGUGUGUUCUCUGAUGAAAAUUUCCAAGGCCGAUUUCGCAUGCCCCGACAUUUGGUGCUAAAGAUUAUUGGCGAGCUUUGUCAGGUAGAACCUCAAUUUAAUUAUCAGUAUGAUGCACUGAAUAUUAGGGGUCAUAGCCCUGAACAAAAGGUUACUUCGGCCUUAAGGAUUCUAGGAUAUGGCAGACCUCCAGAUUCAAAUGAUGAGUACCUUCGCAUUGGAAAAACAACCGCAUAG